AUGAUUGGUAUGGAGCUACAGAAGCCAAACGCAGGCGGAGGUGCCGUAACCAUCUUCAAACGUGGCCAAGUCCCAAAAUCUGUCGCGCAGGCUAUGGAUAAGGGCAGUAUACCUGAGGACGAGGAGAAACAACUCGCUACUGCAGGGGACGAGAAACUUGCAGAAGGUUCGACGAGCUCGGAUUCCGAACUUGUCAAAGGUGUUGCCAAGAACGACUCGAUCUUCACGUUUACUAACGUCAAUUAUACGAUACCGUAUGAAAAGGGCGAAAGGAAACUACUGAACGAUGUUCAAGGCUUCGUGAGGCCAGGCAGACUGACGGCGCUCAUGGGCUCUUCGGGUGCCGGAAAGACAACGCUCCUCAACACGCUAGCCCAGAGGAUCAACUUUGGCGUCGUGACUGGGGAUUUUUUGGUCGAUGGAAGGCCUUUACCGAAAUCCUUCCAAAGAGCCACUGGCUUCGCUGAGCAGAUGGAUGUCCACGAACCUACCGCCACCAUCCGAGAGGCGCUGCGAUUCUCGGCACUUUUGAGACAGCCGAAGGAGGUACCAACGGAAGAAAAAUAUGAGUAUUGUGAACGGAUCAUCGACCUUCUUGAGAUGAGAAAUAUUGCUGGGGCUACGAUUGGCAAGACAGGUGCAGGAUUGAACCAAGAGCAGCGAAAACGAGUGACCAUUGGUGUUGAGCUUGCUAGCAAACCGGAGCUCCUCAUGUUCCUGGAUGAGCCUACGUCAGGCCUUGACUCUGGAGCGGCUUUUAAUAUUAUCCGCUUCCUUCGCAAGCUAGCAGAUAGUGGUCAGGCGUUGCUUGUCACCAUCCAUCAACCUUCCAGCGUGCUCUUCGAAUACUUUGACGAGCUAAUCCUACUGAAGACUGGCGGUAACGUGGUCUAUCACGGAGAGCUCGGCAAAGAUUCCCGUCAGUUGAUCGAUUACUUCGAACGCAACGGCGCCCACAAGUGUCCCCCUCGCGCCAAUCCUGCCGAAUACAUGCUCGAAUCCAUUGGCGCUGGUGAUCCUACGUACAAGGGUAAAGACUGGGGUGAGGUUUGGGCUUCAUCACCUGAACAUGACGAGCGUACCAAGGAAAUCCAGUCGAUGAUCAGCUCUCGACGAAACGCCUCCGUAGGAGAAAAGACUCGAGAUGAUCGCGAAUACGCUAUGCCGCUCGGCACACAAGUCUACACUGUCGUACAUCGCUGUUUCGUUAACUAUUGGCGGGAUCCGGAUUACGUGAUUGGAAAGUUCAUGCUGCACAUUGUCACCGGUCUUUUCAAUAGCUUCACAUUCUACCACGUCGGAAAUGAGACAAUCGACAUGCAAUCGCGACUCUUCUCUAUCUUCAUGACUCUCACCAUCUCGCCACCUCUGAUCCAGCAGUUACAACCCAAGUAUCUGCACUUCCGCAGCAUUUACAAGUCUCGCGAGGCGAACUCGAAGAUCUACUCCUGGUUCGCGCUCAUCUGUGGUGUCACACUAGUCGAGAUACCGUAUUCCAUCGUCGCCGGGACUCUCUACUUCAAUUGCUGGUGGUGGCCCGCCGUCGGCCGUGGCGCAAGCAAGUUCGACAGCGCAUACACGUGGAUGUUGCUCAUGCUCUUCGAGCUCUUCUACGUUAGCUUUGGUCAAGCGAUCGCUUCAUUCUCGCCGAAUGAGUUGCUGGCGUCCAUUCUCGUGCCCGUCUUCUUCCUCUUCGUCGUCUCCUUCUGCGGUAUUGUUGUGCCAUACGUCGCCAUACCCCACUUUUGGCAAUCCUGGAUGUAUCAAUUGACACCGUUCCACUAUCUCCUGGAAGGCUUCCUCUCCGUCGCUACACACGGCCGGCCCGUCAUUUGUUCCUCCACCGAGUUCGCUCGCUUCGCUCCUCCACCAGGCCAAACAUGCCAAUCCUACAGCGCCUCCUUCAUUGCCCAAGCUGGUGGCUAUGUGCAGAACGGCACCAAUGGGCUCUGCGAGUUCUGUCAAUACGCUACGGGGGAUGAGUUCGCAGCGGGUUUCAAUGUCUACUACAGCCACAAGUGGUUGGAUUACGGGGUCUUCUGGGCUUUUUGCGUCUUCAACUUCAUUGUGGUGUUCAUCUGCUCCUGGCUUUACCUUGGAGGAAUGAAGAAGGUUAGGGCGGCACUGAUUCCAGCUGCGAGAAAGCAGAGGAAAGAAGCGCAGGUGCACAACGAGAAGGCAUGA
This is a messenger RNA of Letharia columbiana, 2184 nucleotides long. RefSeq lists its product as uncharacterized. Gene Ontology annotation, cellular component: membrane. The coding region runs from base 1 to 2184 and encodes 727 amino acids. The transcript is spliced from 2 exons. Gene Ontology annotation, biological process: transmembrane transport. Gene Ontology annotation, molecular function: ATP binding; ATP hydrolysis activity; ABC-type transporter activity. The record is from RefSeq and is a predicted model, not a curated record. NCBI's taxonomy places the organism in Eukaryota, Fungi, Ascomycota, Lecanoromycetes, Lecanorales, Parmeliaceae.